This is a messenger RNA of Penicillium waksmanii, 678 nucleotides long. RefSeq lists its product as uncharacterized. The annotation marks the transcript as partial. Lineage: Eukaryota; Fungi; Ascomycota; Eurotiomycetes; Eurotiales; Aspergillaceae. The record is from RefSeq and is a predicted model, not a curated record. The transcript is spliced from 3 exons.
CGGCAAAGUUUUAUUGUCCUCCACAACUCAAACUCGCGGACCGCUUGCAAUGACCGCCCCGAAGAAGAAAGAGCAGACAAGCCUAAGAUCCACAUUCAGAUCUCCGCAGCCCAUGCGAUUGCCGCAUGUUCCUUCUUUUCAAAGGCCCUCACGGGUGGCUGGAGGGAGACUCAGGACCUCAGAAACGGCCGGAUCGAGAUUGAUGCUGAAGACUGGGACCUCGACGCCUUUCUUAUUGUUCUACAUGCGAUGCAUCACCACGUCGCUUUUAUCAUCAACGCCGGAGGACUUCCCAUCCCCGCCUUAAUCAUCUCAGCAAUGAACAAGUCCCGGGUAGCCGCUAUCGAGAAGGUACUGCUUCGAAUCCAGCAAACCCGCGAAGAAUACCUAACUGGGAUUCGAGGGUGUCGAUUCGAAUGCAGCUCGAUCAUGUACGUAAGUCUGACUAGACGAGUUCAUUCGAGCCAGCUCUUAUCACCCUGGCCCGUGGCUCCCUACCUCGGCCUAAGCUAUAAGCGAUUCAUCCAAGAGAUAGGAUCCUUCAGAUCACCCUGGUGGGCGGCGUUUUCAACCUCUCCUCCUCUUGUUUCGCAUACUUGUCCUGAUUCGUACUUUGGAUGCUUGUUCUUGGACUUGUAUAAUUCCGGCAUUGGCUUAGACCUUCCACCGACAACCUAA